Molecule: messenger RNA, 99 nt
Organism: Linum tenue
Lineage: Eukaryota; Viridiplantae; Streptophyta; Magnoliopsida; Malpighiales; Linaceae
Source: the annotation of a GenBank genome assembly
AUGGUUAACAAUGGCUCUAAUGGGUGGUUUUGGGUUUUUAAUAAACGAGACAUUUGGGUCCAAAUAUAUCGUGUAGAAAACAAGAUAAUUUGUGUGUGA